UUAUUGAUAUCGCUUUAAUAGCCAAUUUCGGGAUUAGCAUGCACUCGAAAUUCCAAAAAAUCAUAUAAAAGGAGAUGCUUUUGUCAGUCAAAAUCACAGCUCCUCUGUACUUCAAUACAUUCAAUUACCAACAUCGAUCAAACGAUUAUCAUGAACGUAUUGCUGAAAAUUGCCGCUGCCUGCCUGAUUGUGCAGGUGGCUUUUGCUGCUGAAAGCCCUCUAUCUGACCCUCGUUGCGAUGAAGUCUGCCCUGAAACCUUCCCCAUUGAGGAUAAUAUCCUUUUGCCUUAUCCAGGCGAUUGUUCAAAAUUCUGUCAAUGUGCAAAUAAUGGAAACAUGCGCAUGGAUUGCCCACCUGGUCUUUAUUUCAACCCCUUGUUGGAUGUUUGCGACCAUCCCUACAAUGUUCCUGAUUGCGAUGACUCUUCUGAACCAUCUAAACCAACUGAUCCAUCGGAACCAACUGACCCAACAGAUCCAUCUAAACCAACUGAACCAACUGACCCAUCUGAACCAACUGACCCAACAAUUCCCUCCGGUUGUGAAGGUACCACUUGCGGUAAGGAUGAAUGCUUCGACUUCGCCAACAAGAACGAAUGUCAAGGUUAUUGCAAUUGCAAUAAUGGUGUAAUCACCUCCAAGUGGUGCGCCGAUGGCUUGGAAUUCAACCCAAUCACUGAACUCUGCGACUUGCCCGAAAACGUCAACUGUAACAAUGGUUGCUCACAUGUGGACUGUGGAGAACAUGAAUGUUUCAAGGUACCCAACACCCUUGACUGUGAAGCCUUCUGCGACUGUGACCACGGCAACCUGACCGUUGGACACUGCUCUCCGGGUCUCCACUUCAACCCUGAGACCCAGACAUGCGACUGGCCCGAAAACGCGCAUUGCGAAGUUACUCCUACUCCCUCUGUCUCUCCCAGCACACCAGAAGCUACCACUACUUCAACUGAAGCUCCUACUACACCAAGUGAAGCCCCUACUACACCAAGUGAAACUCCUAGCCCCAGCCCUACACCAAGUGAAACGCCCACUCCUAAACCCACUACAACAACUAAGAAACCAAGCAACUGCGAUGAUCUUUGCCCUCAUGUCUUCCCCAUUGAAGAGAACAACCACAUCUUCCCUGGAGAUUGUACCAAAUUCUGUCACUGCGCCAAUGAUGGAAACCAUCUUAAAGACUGCCCACCUGGUCUUCACUUCAACCAGGAGUUGGAAGUCUGCGAUUGGCCCUAUGCUGCCAACUGCGUUGAGACCGAGAAGUCGAUAGUUUGCAGCAUUCAUUCUGUAGUAAGUGUUCUUCAAGUUUUUACUUCAAAAAUCAUCAUGAAAGUUUUCAUGCAAAUUGCUGUUGUUUGCGUGCUCAUGCAGCUGGCAUUUGCUGCCAAAGGACCAGUGGCUGAACCAGUGUGCGACGAGGUAUGUCCCGACACAUUCCCGAUUGAAGAUAACCUGCACCUGCCCUACACUGGCGAUUGUAGCAAAUUCUGCCACUGUGCCAAUGAUGGUAACUGGAUGAAGGUGUGCCCUGGUCGCCUGCACUUCAACCCUAAACUGCAGGUGUGCGACUGGCCGCAUGACGCAGGUUGCGAGGCAACUUCAGAAGAACCCUCUUCCCCUGAACCCACCCAGAAACCUACGGCUACCCCAACUGAUGCUCCCAGUGAUAAUCCCUGUGAUGAAGCAUGCCCUAAUGUUUUCCCUAUCACCCACAAUAAUCACCUGCCUUACCCUGGCGACUGUUCCAAAUUCUGCCACUGUGCCAACGAUGGUAACCACAUUAAAGAAUGCCCAGAUAAUCUUCACUUCAACCCUGUUCUUGAAGUAUGCGAUUGGCCACAUUCUGCUGGUUGUGACGCAAGUCAAUCAACCAGCAGUGUCCCACCUACUUCUGCACCUCCUGUAGGAUGUGACCAUGUCACCUGUGGUAUUCACGACUGCUUCCAAGCUCCGAGCACCACCGACUGCCAGGCUUAUUGUGAUUGUGACCACGGUGAAAUUAUCGGUAAAGAAUGUUCCGAGGGUUUACACUUCAACCCGGUCACAGAAGAUUGCGACUUCCCCACCAAUGCUAACUGUGAACUCCCCAUUCCGCCCAAUGGUUGUGAACACGUCAAGUGUGAAGCCCAUGACUGUUUCAAGACCGAGAACACCAUUGACUGCAACCUGUACUGCGACUGCGACCAUGGUAACCUGACCAUUGUAAACUGCUCUGCUGGGCUACACUUCAACCCAGAGAGCAAAGCGUGUGACUUCCCCUGGAACGCCAAGUGUGAAGUGGUUGAACCUAACCCUGGUACUGACCCCACCCCACCUUCUGCUCCGUCCCAGCUUUGUGAUAGCAUCUGCCCCGAUGUUUGGCCCGUAGUGGAGAACAACCACCUCUUCCCAGGAGAUUGUACCAAGUUCUGUCAUUGCGCUAAUGAUGGAAACUGGUUGAAGGAUUGCCCAGAAGGUCUUCACUUCAACGCUGAACUGCAAGUGUGUGAUUGGCCACACAGUGCAGGUUGUCAGGCGUAAAUUUUGAAAAUUACAUGUGCAUAUUGUUUAAAAUGAUAAAAUAAAAUUUAAAAAUA
Molecule: messenger RNA, 2576 nt
Organism: Dalotia coriaria
Lineage: Eukaryota; Metazoa; Arthropoda; Insecta; Coleoptera; Staphylinidae
Exons: 4
Coding region: 151-2520 (789 amino acids)
Cellular component (GO): extracellular region; membrane
Molecular function (GO): G protein-coupled receptor activity; chitin binding
Source: RefSeq, a predicted model, not a curated record